This is a messenger RNA of Rhinichthys klamathensis goyatoka, 3004 nucleotides long. RefSeq lists its product as uncharacterized. Bases 1470 to 2936 code for a protein of 488 amino acids. The transcript is spliced from 2 exons. Lineage: Eukaryota; Metazoa; Chordata; Actinopteri; Cypriniformes; Leuciscidae. The record is from RefSeq and is a predicted model, not a curated record.
GUUUGGGACACUGACCUCUCUUUUAUACUACUGCUGUUGCAUCUGAUCCCACCUUCUGCCCAAGGCCGAAAGAGACCAGGAAAGGUGUCUGCUUCUCAAGCAGAGAAACAUCUUGUUGUCUUCAAGAAGAGUGGAACAAACAUUGAGGAGCAUCUUCGAAACAUCACUGCUAGUGCUCAGCCCUAUCUCCUGGCUGUGGGACCUCAGAAGAAAUCAGUUCACCAGUACUUCAUCAUCCUCGAUCAGCAUGCCAUUCCAUGCAAUUCAACCUCUUCUCUUGGUGCCUUUGACGAACUGUUUAAGGCACACUUUGUUUUUGGUACCUCCUACAACACUAUGCUACACAACAUGUACACUUUCAUUCAGACCACUGUGUACAACAUAGAUGUUGGGAAAGUGAAAGAGAGUCCUUGUGUUGCUGAGGUCAGAGCAAGGCUGCUUAGCUAGGUCCCUUACGUUUUUCCUGCCCCCAUGAAGUGUUUUGUUUGUCAAGCUGAUUCAAAUGGUUCAAAAAUGCUUCUUAGGCACCUCAGAUUAGUUCAUGGUUUUGUUCCUGGGAAGAAUCUUCGCCUUAAAUGCAUAGAAGCAGGUUGUGGUUCUGUGUUCGGUACUUUUUCAGGUUUUAGGAAACAUCUGCACACAAAACAUGCUGAGCAAAGUGACGGUGAGCAUAAUUUUGACACCACUGAUAGCCAUGAGACUGCCAAGGCAGAUGGACCAAGUAAUUCUGAAGUAUUUGAUCAGAUUGGCAGUGCCGGAGAGGUGGCUACAACAUCUGUAUUGUUAACGUCAAAUAAGAGCACUUUCAAUAUGUGUGCGUCUGCUGUUGCACAACUAAAAGUUGCUGGAUUAAGUCAAUCUGCUAUAAAUGGUUUUGUUUCAUCUAUGGAGGAAAUGGUUUCUGAGAUUCAUAGUCAGGCCCAGGAUGCAGCCUUGCUCUGCCUGCCUUCACAGGACACUGCUACUAAAAGAAAGCUAGAACAUUCAUUUCAAAACUUGGAAAAUCCAUUUACUUUGCUAAAUUCUGAAGCCAAGCGAAAGAGACUCUUUAUGGAAAAGUGGGGAAUUAUUGAACCAAGCGAAAUCGUGCUUGGCACAAGAUUUGACAGCAGGAGAAAUAAAACCACAGGAACAUUUGAUCAGGUUGUUGUAACUGAUAAAUUUGCUUAUAUUCCCAUUUUCGAAACAUUGAAGGCAAUUUUACAAAAUCCGCAACUUACUGAUUUGUUUAAACCCAGGCAUGUUCCAAAAGAAGGCAUUUAUGUUGACUUAAGUGAUGCAGCAUAUUUUAAAAGUAAUCCUUUAUUUUAUGCAGAAAAGGAUGCCUUACAAAUUCAGCUAUUUUAUGAUGAUUUUGAGACCGCUAAUCCUUUGGGAUCCAAAAGGGGCAUACACAAAUUAGGUGCUAUCUAUUUUACAUUAAGAAAUUUCCCCCCAGUUUUUAACUCCUCAUUGGUGAAUAUUCAUUUAUGUGCCCUCUUUCAUGCACACAGGAUAUUAGGCGCUAUGGUUUUAAUUCUAUACUUGAGCCUCUAGUUAAUGAUUUGAAAGUACUUGAGAUUGAGGGGGUUAAGAAUCCAGUAACUGGAAGUUGUAUCAGGGGUACUAUUGUUCAAGUCACUGGAGAUAAUCUGGGCUUGCACGGCUUGUUUGGGUUUCUCGAGUCAUUUGGGGCUCGAUAUUGCUGUCGUUUCUGUCUUCUUGAGAAAGAUCGCUUUCAGUCUGUGUUCUGUGAAGAUAAUCCUGAGGUUGUACUAAGAACAUCUGAGAUGCAUGCUCUGCACUGUGAAACUUUACAAACUAAUUCUACACUACCCCAUGUUUAUGGUGUCAAACGGACAUGUUUGUUAAAUUCACUCAAGUAUUUCAACACAGCCAACAAUUUCGCAGUGGAUAUAAUGCACGACAUUCUAGAAGGAGUUGCUCAGCUAGAAGUAAAACUUGUUCUGCAGUACAUUCAGUGUAAUUUUCUGAGCGCUGAUGAUAUUGCUGGUAGAGUACAUGCUUUUGACUAUGGUUACAAUCAGCAGAGGAACCGUCCUCCAGUGGUCAAAUUGUUUGAUGGAAGCAACAAUUUGGGUUUAAAUGCAAUACAAUCUUGGUGCUUGUUGCGCAAUAUGCCCCUAUUAUUUGGUGAUUUAGUCCAAAGAGAUGAUCAACACUGGCAUCUUUUGCUUUUACUUUUGCAGAUAGUCAACAUUGUAUUUUCACCAGUCCUAACAGAAGGCAUGACCAUUUAUCUUAAAUUUUUAAUAAUUGAACAUCACCAGCUAUUCAAAAAAUUAUUUCCUGAAAGAAAUCUUUUGCCAAAGCAUCAUAUAAUGAUACAUUACCCACAGUGUAUAAGAAAAAUUGGACCAAUUCUUCACACGUGGUGUAUGCGUUAUGAAGCUAAACACAAAUUUUUUAAAACGCAAUUAAAAAGUUUCAAAAACAUCACCAAAACACUAGCCAAAAAGCACCAAUUUUGUAUUGCGACGUACUGGGAGUCUUUUAGCCAGUACAGAUUGUCUCUUGGCCCAGGAAAAAUGUUAGAACUCUCUGAACUUAAAUGUGGCCAAGAGAUCGCUUCCAAACUAGGAGUGGUAAUGUCAGAAGCUGUCUAUUCUGUAAAGUGGAUCAAACACCACGGCACUGAGUAUCGCCCGGACUUUAUUAUCUGUACAGAAGUAGCAUGUGAGAUGCCAGUGUUUUGUAAGAUCAAGACCAUUGCUGUGAAAGACGAAAAUGUGUUGUUGUGUGGAACACUGAUGGAAACUAUAUGUUUUGAUGACCAUUACCAUGCAUUUACAGUCAGACUGCAUCCAGACAGAGUUUUUAAGGUAGUGAAUGUUAAUGAGCUGUGUUCUUUCAAACCAUUUGAUCUUCAGAUGAAAUAUGGUACAACAGAUUCUGCACUGCAUGUAGUGCCGUAUUGCCAUUUAAUGCAGAUGUGAUGUAUUUUUGUUAAUGUAUGAGUGUUUCCUGAGCCUGAAUGUUGUUUUAAUAAAUGUUUUAAAUGUGA